UGACGCACCUGAGGAAUUAAAAGAGCAGGCGACCCAAGUUGUCCUGUUCUCAUGGAAGCUGCUCUGACGCGGGACAUGUGCACUGAGUUUCAGCGGCGGUAAAGAUAAUAAAAAAAUGUACACGACGGAGCGCAGGCGGAUGAGUCUGCACGAGGUGAAAAGGAGAGAUCCGGUGUGGGUGUCCGCUGGGAGUUUGUGGCAGGACCCUCUGGCCAUAGAGCUCAGCAACUGCAAUAGUAAACAGGUCACUUCUCCCCGGAGUCGGACUAGAGCCGUGUCCGUGGCAUACAUAGUCAACGAGGACGCGUCCGUGCCGCACACCGAGGAGAACUUGUCUCUGAAAUGUCUGAAGGAAGCGUGCGCGGACGUGCACGCCACCUUCAAAACAAUCUCAUUUGAGAGAAUAUCCCUAGGGACCACGGAUAUUCUGGAUAGUUUCUACAACGCGGAUGUGGCUGUGGUUGAGAUGAGUGACACUUUUUGUCAGCCUUCCCUCUUCUAUCACCUCGGCGUCCGAGAAAGUUUCAGCAUGACCAAUAACAUAAUUUUGUAUUGUUACAAGCAGGACAGUGACCUACAAGCUCUUAAGGAGCAGUGUGGAAGCUACACGUUCAUUCCUUACGUGGUGUCACCUCAGGGUAAAGUGUUUGCCUGUGAUGCUACCAUGAUGAAGGGGAUCAAAGAGCUGAUGCAGCCCAGUUUCCAGCUGGAGCCGCUGCUCACACCGCUGGUUGAGAGACUGGUACAUCUGCUGGACAAUGUUCAUGUUCAGUCCAGUGAAUAUUUCCGGGAGUCGAUCCUGCACGACAUCCGCACGGCACGGGAGCGGUUCAGCGGCCAGGCCCUGAGUCAGGAGUUGGGCCGCAUUCAGAAACGCCUGGACACUGUCGAGCUGCUCACCCCUGAUGUAGUCAUGAACCUGCUGUUGUCCUACCGGGACAUUCAGGACUACGAUUCCAUAAUCAAGCUGGUGGAGACUCUGAACAACCUGCCCAUGUGCAUGGUAGCAGCACAUCAGAAUAUCAAGUUUCACUACAUAUUUGCUCUAAACAGGAGGAAUCGCCCCGGUGAUCGUGCCAAGGCCUUGGAGGUGAUUCUGCCUAUUGUGGAGUCUGGUGGCAAGGUGGCAUCAGAUGUCUACUGCCUGUGUGGGCGGAUCUACAAAGAUAUAUUUAUUAGCUCUGGAUUUUCUGACCAUCGCAGCAGAGACCAGGCCUGUUACUGGUAUGCCAAAGCUUUUGAGGCAGAGCCAACUCUUCACUCUGGCAUCAACAAUGUUGUCCUCCUGAUGGCAGCCGGCCAUGAAUUCGACACUUCUAUUGAGCUGCGUAAAAUAGGUGUGACCCUGAGCACCCUGCUCGGUAGGAAGGGCAGCUUGGAGAAGAUGAAGGACUAUUGGGAUGUGGGAUUCUUCCUGGGGGCCAGCAUCCUCGCUAAUGAACACAAGAAAGUCAUUGAAGCCUCUGAGAAACUGUACAGGCUCAAGGCCCCCAUAUGGUAUGUGGGCUCCAUUAUGGAGACGUACAUCCUUUACCGUCAGUUUGCCAAGCCACCAGAGGUGAGAUCUCUCAAACAAGAGACUGUUGACUUCUGGAUGGAGCUGCUUAUGCAGGCGUGCAAACCCACCGUCUCCACAGACCGCUGCCCAGUGCUGAUUCUGGAGCCAAGCAAAGUCUUCCAGCCUGCUCUAGUGUGUGUGAGCGAGGAGGACGAGAGUCGCACUGUUCAACUGAAACAUGUCACACCCUUAAAGAAAGGCUUACACCAGUGGACUUUCCCAGCCUCUGCAAUCCGGGGAGUGAGUGCCUCAAAGAUUGAUGAGCGGAGCUGCUUCCUAUACGUGCACUACAACUCAGAUGACUUCCAGCUCUGCUUCCCCACCGAGCUGCACUGUAAAGGUUUCUGUGAGCUGGUAAACUCUCUGCUUCAGCAGGCUGAAGCCCCUGUUGAGGACCCGAGUCAUCUCACUGGAGGAAUACUGGAGUACAUCUAUGAGACCAACGAGAAUGGAGACAAGGUGGUUCUGGGUAAAGGGACAUAUGGUGUUGUGUACGCUGGGAGGGACCUAAGCAACCAAGUACGCAUCGCCAUCAAGGAGAUCCCCGAGAGAGACAGCACGUACUCGCAGCCCCUUCAUGAGGAGAUAGCCCUCCACAAGAGGUUGAAACACAGGAACAUUGUCCAGUACCUCGGUUCUGUCAGCCAGGAUGGUUUCAUCAAGAUCUUCAUGGAAGAAGUACCUGGAGGAAGUUUGUCAUCUCUCCUGCGCUCCAAAUGGGGUCCUCUGAAAGACAAUGAAGCCACCAUCAUCUUCUACACCAAGCAGAUCCUUGAGGGACUCAAAUAUCUUCAUGACAACCAGAUAGUCCACCGAGACAUCAAAGGUGACAAUGUACUAAUCAAUACCUAUAGUGGAGUGUUGAAGAUCUCUGACUUUGGCACGUCCAAACGAUUAGCAGGGAUCAACCCCUGCACUGAGACCUUUGCUGGAACUCUCCAGUACAUGGCUCCAGAGAUUAUAGACCAGGGGCCUCGGGGCUAUGGGAAGCCAGCUGACAUCUGGUCCCUCGGGUGCACUAUCAUAGAAAUGGCCACAGGAAAAACUCCCUUCCAUGAGCUGGGAAGUCCUCAGGCAGCCAUGUUCAAGGUGGGCAUGUUCAAGAUCCACCCAAAGGUGCCAGAGUGCAUGUCAGAUGAGGCAAAGGGCUUCAUCAUGAGCUGUUUCGAGCCAAACCCUGAUAACAGAGCUACAGCGUCCGAGCUGCUGAAGGACGGCUUCCUCCGAUUGUCUUCCAGGAAAAAGGCCAGAGCUCCGCAGGAGUCAGAACCUAAAGACUCCAUUACCGACUACCAGCGCAGCCAAUCGGUCCCCGUCUCCAUCCUGGUAGAAGAUACAGAUUCUUACUCAGAUAUUAUCGACCUGUCCUGUUCGUUGGACCUCCGGAGGGCCAAGUCCACCCUCAGAGAAGAUGACAUAUCAGAGAGCCCACCGAACACCAGCAGUUUCCUGCCGGUUCCAGAGGACUCUCCAGGGGACUUGAGCAGUCCAGCAUCAACAGGGGAGAACAUGGGUCUGUUUCUUCUGAGGAAAGACAGUGAGAGGAGAGCCACAUUGCACCGAGUCCUCACUGACUACAUCAGCCACGUCGUCUCGAAUAUUCAGGACUCUGUUCCUCAGCAUAGUGAAGGAGUGUCACUCACUGCAGAGCACAUCACAGAGUUGAUUAGCUGCUUGCGAGAGAACAUCCGCUCUCCAGACAGGAAGCAGCUGACCAGCAGCCUCCUGGACCUUCGAGCCACUCUGAUUGCUGCUGCAGUCCCUCUCAACAACCUGCAGGCGGUGCUGUUCAGCUUCCAAGAUGCUGUGAAGAAGGUGUUGAGGCAACAGCAGGUGAAACCUCACUGGAUGUUUGCUCUGGACAAUUUGCUGAGACAUGCGGUACAAGAGGCCAUCACUGUGCUCCUACCAGAGCUGAAACUCCAGCUGCAGUCCUCAUUUGAAAUCGAGGACAGCGCUCCAAAUAAAGAGGAGCCUUCUGAAGCAGAGUCUCCUGUAGUUACCCCGUUUAACCAGGUGGUGACGCCACCAGGUACACCACCUACCCCACAUAUUGAAAGCAUAAAUGAGAUGACACCUACAGCCGGCCCCAGCUACCCUACAAACCUCACCCUCGUCAACAGCUGGCCCCUCAGCGAUGAACUGAGGGACCUACGACAAGAAACCAGAAGACUGCUGAGCCAGCUAAGUGAGAAGGAGAGAGAGUACCAAGAGCUGCUGAGAAACUCUGUCCAGAGGAAACAGGAACAGAUUGACACACUGAGGAAAGCUGCUGUCACUGAAGAUCAUGGUCUGUCUUCACAUAGAAGCUCUAAUCCAGAGGUCAAAGCCUUGAUACGCUGGCUCAAGGCUGUCCCCGUAGAUCAAGACACUAUCGAUAAGCUGCUUUCUCACGAGUUCACCUUGGACUGUCUCCUCUACAUGGCCUGCAGGGAUGACUUAAUGUACUGUGGUAUAAGAGGUGGCAUGCUGUGUCGUAUCUGGGCGGCCAUCACAGCUUGCAGGAAGAACCAGCUCAGCACACACAUCGAAGAGAGCGAGGACACUGUUCUAUAGCUGCCAAGAAUCUACUGAGCUGCUGAUGUUGUACAUCUAAGGACAGAUUUAUUGAUAGGCUGGUCCUAUGUCAUCUGGAUGAUGUGAAAGAGUGGUGACUGAUGAACGUAAUUGAUUUUUGGUGCCUUGUCAGGGCCACUGACCUGUGAAUGUUUUUCAGCGGUUUGGAGAACAAACCGGUCAUUUGUGGAGAACAAACACUCAUCCUGGAUAUUGUUAAAGCUACAUUAAACAAUAUUACAUGGAUUUUUUUUUAUUUUAAUUUUAAUUUUAAUUUU
This is a messenger RNA of Myripristis murdjan (pinecone soldierfish), 4392 nucleotides long. RefSeq names its product mitogen-activated protein kinase kinase kinase 5. The transcript is spliced from 28 exons. Bases 116 to 4114 code for a protein of 1332 amino acids. Gene Ontology annotation, molecular function: MAP kinase kinase kinase activity; ATP binding. NCBI's taxonomy places the organism in Eukaryota, Metazoa, Chordata, Actinopteri, Holocentriformes, Holocentridae. Gene Ontology annotation, biological process: protein phosphorylation; cellular response to stress; MAPK cascade. The record is from RefSeq and is a predicted model, not a curated record.